AUGGCUGGCAAUGCUCAGAGAGAACAGCAGAGCAUUAGCAGCAUAGCCCAAUACGGCUUACACAAGCAGAGAAAGGAGAUAAAUCCACAGCUAUCAAAGUUUCGUCUCUCACCUGGACCUUCCUGGUCUCACUUUUUGGCCUCCCUGGACCCCUCCAGUGUAAAGACUUCAGCCUCCUUGGAACUCUUAAAAAAAAUCCCCUUUUCAGAUUCUUUGGAUCUCUCCAGUCUGAGCUCUUCAUCCUCUGUGGAAUUUUCCAGUCUCACUUCUUCAUCUUCUCUGGACCUUUCCAGUCUCACAUCUUCAACCUCUUCAGACUUGUCCAGUACAUCCUCUUCAGUCUCCUUAGAGCUCUCCAGUAUCACCUCCUCAGAUUCCUGGGAGCACUCCAGUUUCACCUCCUCCAUUUCACUGGACUUAUCAAGUCUCACCUCCUCAGGCUCCCUGAAUCUCUCUGGCGACAGUUCCUCGCUCUCUUUAGAUCUCUCAAGUCUCACCUCAAUACCUUCUCCAGACUUCUCGAGUCCAACUUCUUCAUCCUCUUUAGACCUCUCCAGUCUCACUUCUUCACCCUCCCUAGAUGCCUCCAGUCGUUCAGCUUCCUUAGAUGAUUCCUGCGAAAUCCCUUCGAUCCCAACAUGCGUCUCAGAGCAAACCUCAACCUCUUCAGAAUCACUGGAUCUCACUGAUUUUAACUACUUCAUGUUUCAGGGCUCCUCUGAGUUACCCUCAUCGACUGCUGAGGAUGUUUCUAACCUCAUCUCUGCACCCUUCACGGAUGUCUCCAGCGUCUGCUUUCAGGAUUCUUCUCCCCUCACUUCCUCAAUUCCUUUGGACAUUUCUAACCUCACAACUUCAGCUCCCACUGAUGUAUCCACUCUCACGUUUCUAGAUGUUGCUAAUCGCACCUCUUCAGCUUCUCUUGAUCUCUGUAUUUAACUCUUUUAAUAUAUCCUUUCUUCUCUCUGUAAACUCACUGUACCCUUACAAGCCUCCCUCCUUUGUGUGCUCCUUUUUAACUUAUGUUUCCUACGCCUCUAAAAAGAUUUUAUCUGAAGGGAGAUUCACACUUUACAAAUACAUUCUAGCAUUUAAACAAAACUUGAACAGGGCUUGAAAACAGCUUGUACAACUCUACAAUGGUGCCUUGUUUACAGGUUUAUAAAUAUCAAUAUAUACUCUGCAAUUUUUGUAGAGUUCAAUUUCAGUCAUUAAGGUAAUUUCCAUUCUGUCUCAGCAUGGUACCUCUCCCACAGAUUUAACUUUUAAUUCACGCUGACAGUUUGUCUUUCAAAACCUACAAAUAUUAAAUAGAGCUAAAUGUGUAAAUAAUUGCACCCACAUCAUGCAUCUCCAAAACAGACUGAAAUCAGAGUGCACUGCACAGAACUGCAGAGGCAUUUCACAUGAAGAUACAGAAAGGGAAGAUGUGGUGGGGGGAAAAAACAGCUGAUUAAAAAGAGGAACAGGUGAGAGACAGCCAGGUGGGGAGAGAGAACAUAGGGACACACAGCAGGAACUCAGGUGUCCAUUUCAGCUACAAGAACUUCUGUUCUGCUGAGCCAUGUUUAUGACCUGGGCAGCUCACAAGGCUUAAACUGUUGGUCCAGACAGAAGGAAACCCUGCUUUCAGAAUGUCAGUGUAACUGCAGUGUGAUCUCAGCAGAGGCAUCAACUGGCAAAUAAGGACAGGAAGUUCUGCCUUCCUACUCUCCCUUCCUGGUUGCUGUGCCUAUUAAUUACACUAAUAAGGUAAUCAUCUUCUCAUACUGGCUUAUGAUACCCUGAAGACAGAUGACAAUGUACAUGGUGAAAAACUGUUUUGUUUUUGUUUUUUUUUCCUGUAAAUCUAUCCUGUUAUCACUACUAUGCGGAUUGUUAAUUACAGCAGCUCUGAGCUGCGAUCUCUAAUAGAGAACAUUAUUCUAUGCUUUAAAGCUUUGCUAUCAUCAGUUAAAUCAUCACUGCACAGUGACGUGACAGCACUCCGUGGUCCCAAAGGUGAGCAAAGAGGAACCAAGUCAGCCCAGGACCUGCAUGGCUCCUCAGGGCAUCCCACAGGCUGUGUGAUGUGGUUUGGUUUUGGAAAGAAGUCACAGGGAAGAGGUAUGAAUACUUAAAUACAAGGAUUUAAUAAAACAAACAAUCCAAGAUCUCCUUAGCCCUAAUUACUUCGACAUUUGCAUAUUAUAUAUGGGAAUCGUCUGUUUUCCCAUCAUUUACUGAAAAGUGGAUCAUAGCCUCGAGUUUGCUGUAUUUUCUGUGGUUAAUCUGUUUGA
Tympanuchus pallidicinctus (lesser prairie-chicken) is the source of this 2279-nucleotide messenger RNA. RefSeq names its product putative protein TPRXL. The record is from RefSeq and is a predicted model, not a curated record. The transcript has 3 exons. Bases 1 to 939 code for a protein of 312 amino acids. Lineage: Eukaryota; Metazoa; Chordata; Aves; Galliformes; Phasianidae.